This is a messenger RNA of Gambusia affinis (western mosquitofish), 9388 nucleotides long. RefSeq names its product family with sequence similarity 135 member B (gene fam135b). The transcript has 21 exons. The coding region runs from base 681 to 4721 and encodes 1346 amino acids. NCBI's taxonomy places the organism in Eukaryota, Metazoa, Chordata, Actinopteri, Cyprinodontiformes, Poeciliidae. The record is from RefSeq and is a predicted model, not a curated record.
UCAACCUGUCACAGCAUCCAAGUCACGUGACGCCCUCGACUUCGUUUGUGCAACGCUCCUCCUUUUAUUUCACAUUGUAGCGUGGUCAUUUCCGCGUUCACGCUUCGCUUGAGCUUCAAAGGUGGUGGUGGUGGUGGUAGGGGGGGCAGACUCUGACGUCACGUCAGCUCACCGACCUGCCGGACGCGCAAUCAAGAGGGAGCCCCGCGCGCGCUACUAAGAAGAGGUUCACUGACCAGCACGCGCUCCGUUUGGAAUGAGAGGGAGAAGAACGGCUGGCGAUGAACGCAGGGAGUGAGCACGCGCCGCGACGUUGCCGCACUUUCCCAAAUUGACAGAGAGAGAGAGCGAGCGAGCUGAAGCGCAGCAAAGAGGGGCGGCAGAACACACAGGGUCUGGGUGAAUGUAUAACCAUGGCAACAGCAGCAGCAGCAGCAGCAUCAUCAGGAGCACGAGAAGCGGGGAUAUAAACAUUGCAUCCAUUCGUCCGCCCGCAAACGGACCGAUUUUUACUCCGGUUAAGGAUCGGAGCUGGAGCCGAACCCUCUGCGGACAUCACACCACAGCGCUGCUAAGCCUGGCAAAGCUGGCCAGCUGGAUGAAGGAAGGCAUUCCCAGUUUGAUACUCAAGACCUUGACAAUCCCAUGCUGUUCUGCCCUGUGAUGAGUGGGACUGUAUCAUGUCUGAAGUACAGGGAACGCUGGAGUUUUCUGUAGAACUGCACAAGUUUCACAAUGUGGAUUUGUUUCAGAGGGGCUUCUACCAGAUACGAGCAGCACUGAAAGUCUCACCUCGAGUGCCCCACAGGUUGACCGUGACAACAAGUGACAAUGCAGGAGAGUGCAGCUUCAGCUCCACGGGGGUGUACGACGGCAGCGUCUUCAGCCGGAUAUUUCAGAUCCUCUACAGAAACGAGGAGAUUGCUGUCAACGACUGCAUGAUCUUCAAAGUCCACCUGCUACUGGAUGGAGAAAGGUUGGAGGAAGCCUUGAGUGAGGUGGACUUCCAGUUGAAGUUGGAUCUUCACUUCACCGACAAUGAGCAGCAGUUGGCAGAAAUAGUGACAGUCCCGUUGAUCAGCAGUCGGACCCUGAGGCUCCACUUCCAUCCGCGGCGAGGCCUUCACCAUCACGUCCCCGUCAUGUUUGACUACUUCCACUUGUCUGUCAUUUCUGUCUCCGUGCACGCCUCACUGGUUGCCUUACACCAACCUCUAAUCAGCUUUGCGCGCACGGGGAAAGGCACCUGGCUGGGGAAAGGCUCGCCUGAGAGCGUGAAUGACCCGUCUGCUGUGUCUGUGGAGAACCUGGUGUUCGGAGCUGGCUACUGCAAGCCUGUCAUCUCUGAGGGAAGCUUUUAUGUGCCCAGUGAAAACUGCCUGCAGAGAGCUCAUACGUGGCACCGGAGGCUCUGUCGCCUCCUGCUGGCCGCGCACAGAGGGCUGCAUGCCUACUGCAGCUCGCUGAGGCAGGAGAUCCCGCAGCUGCAGCUGGUUCCACUGGAGUCAGAUUUGCUACCUUUAGAUGAAGUUCUUAACCAGCUCUCCAUAGAGUUACAGCUGCAGGAAGGCCAUGAGAAGGUAGCCGAGCAGAUCAGCAGGGACGUGAGCCAGCUCUGCUCCCAGCUGGCUGCGCUGUGGAGCCGUUUCCUGGAGACAGCUGUGCUCAACCCCUACAUCCUGUCCUAUCUGGCCCUGGAACAUCACACACUUAGAGUGAGAAGGUUCUCAGAGGCAUAUUUCUUCACCGAACACCCAAAAGAGAUCUGUUUGACGUUCCAGGAAGAACUAAUCAACAGACACGGCCAGAUAGCUGCAGACGUGCGGAGCUCUGAGUACUUGACCAAAAUGCCUCCUUUGCCCGUCGAGUGCCUGGACAUCGAUGGAGACUGGAACAGCCUGCCCAUCAUCUUUGAGGACAGAUAUGCAGAGUUUCUGCUGACAGAAAUUGUAUCGCAUGUGCCAAUACUUGAAACCACUAAAGAAUUCUCCGCCAAACGGAUUCUUCAUAGCAGCCAGGAAGCCAAAUCACCAGCAUUAUCCCGGCAUUCCUUGGAUAGUGAAGAAUGCAUGGACACUCCCAUGCCUGUCCCAGUUAAAGCGGAUCAAAGGCAAAAUGAUGUAACAGAUACCCAGAACAUCAUCCAGACUGAGCACGAUACAGAAGAUUCUAUGGUUGAUGAUCAGAAGUUGAAGGAACCAGCAGAAAGUCAUGGCAUUGAUGAUGAACCCUUUCCUACAGAUCCAUCUACUGGAGAGGGAGCUCUUGUUCUUUCCUCUGAUUGUACCAACAGUGGUAAAGAGUCUCCUGUUCUCAAUGGAAGAGAAAACUUCUCUGUACCUUGUGAUGGUAACAACCUUAGCACAACCAGUGAGCAAGAAAACACCGAAGAGGACAGUGAUGUCGCUAUGCCUUUAAAUCACUCGAUGGAUGACGACAGCGAAGAUGUUCCCGCCAACAGCGUGAGUCCUGCUUUGCCUCCGUUCCCCGGAGAUCUCAGGAAAGAAACGACUCAUCGUGGAGGCUUGGUAAGCUCAAAGAUCAUGAAGCGCUCGUCGUCCGUAAUCUCAGACUCGGGUAUCGAGAGCGAGCCUAGCUCGGUGGCGUGGCCCAUGGAAGUCAUGCUUCGGGGACGACCUUCUCUAGAUUUCUCUAGUGAGCGGGAAAUCCCGAAACAAAUCGUGUUGGAUCACCCAGUCCAUCGCAGCUGCCUGGAAGGCCUGCGGAUGGAGAGCAAUGGCAGCCUUCCAAGUGGAGGCAUACAGGCCUCUCUCACCUCAAUUAGCUCCCUGCCGUACGAGGAAGACCAGGAACAACAGAAACUCAGCAAACUGACUAAGUCUGUCUCUGCACCACAAAUAAGCAGCCCAGAAGAUGUGGAGGAAGAUCACAUUUUAAUUGGUUUGGAAAAAGACAGGACAAGCUCAGGGUGUCAGCAGGAUUUGUGCAUUUUGAACAUGGAUUCAGAACAAUCUGAGUUGUCUCAGCUAAGCCUAAACACUGACCACACUGGUAGGAGCGUGGGCUCAGAAAAUUCAAACUCUCAGCAGGAUUUGUCAGAGACCUGUGCAAGAAAGUUGGUCUUAAGUGGCGUGUCUGAUGUGUUACUUUCCCAAAACUCCAUUGAGAGGCUUUUCGUAGCGGCAAGUGGCGACCGGGGGGAUGAAAAGAACCGUCAAACACACAUGAAUGGAGAGAGCGCUUCAGUGGAAGAUGUGCAUCUCCUCGAAUCGGAAGUAGCUCCCUGUAGAUGUGGAAGUAAACCAUGUGUGUGUAAAAGUGCAGCAGAGCAGGGCAGCAGUAGCUGCGGAGAUGAUUGCCAGAGUUUCCACCAGAGUGAUCAGAGAGGCAUCGAGGAUAGACAUCUGGAUCCCCUGAAACGCUCACAGUCCAACGAUCUUACCAGCAGGACCGCCGUCAGGCCCAGUGACCUCACAGGGCUGAGGGCCAUGGAAAUAACGUCGCCCCCUAACCUCAGCGGUGCAUCAAUAAGUGACAAAGACCCUUUGGAAAGCCAGACCAAGGCCUCAAAGAUUCCUAACUCCGGGCUGGCCUUUGUGAAUAAGAAGAUGGUGGAGGUGGUGAACAUGUCUGUGUCCUGCGCCCCGACUUGCCUGCCGUUUUCAUCCGUCCUUAGAGACUCCCCCUCCGUCAGCGGCAUAUCUGCUCGCCAGGCUUCCUCGCCUAUUACCCAUCAGCCUCUGGGCUCCUUCGGUAUCAUCUCCUCAUCUUCGCUCAGCCCCUUGGCCACGGAUGAGGAGACCAAUGAACGGAUGCUGAGUUUCUACAAAGCCAGAGAGGAGCUUCUGAAAGAGUUGAAGUUCCAGGCCAGCUUGUACAGCAACCUUCCUCUCCUGGCAUCAGAUCUGCCCUACUUCCCUCCUGAGGAGGACGACGAGGAGUUUGAAGACGGGAUACAUCUCGUGGUGUGUGUCCACGGUCUUGACGGCAACAGCGCGGACCUCCGACUGGUCAAGACGUUCAUUGAACUGGGCCUGCCGGGAUCCAGGCUCGACUUCCUAAUGUCUGAACGGAAUCAGGCUGACACGUUUGCAGAUUUCGACACCAUGACAGACCGACUCCUGGACGAGAUCAUUCAGCACAUUCAGCUGUACAACCUCACUAUUGGCAGGAUAAGCUUCAUCGGCCACUCCCUGGGCAACGUCAUCAUCCGGUCAGUGCUGACCAGGCCUCGCUUCCGCUGCUACCUGCCCAGGCUGCACACCUUCCUCUCUCUGUCCGGUCCACACCUGGGAACGUUGUACAACAACAGCACCUUGGUCAGCACAGGUCUGUGGUUAAUGCAGAAGCUGAAGAAGUCGGGAUCCUUGCUGCAGCUCACCUUCAGAGAUCACGUCGAUCCGCGGAAAACCUUCCUCUACCUCCUGAGCCAGAAACCAGGGCUGCAGUACUUCAAGAAUGUGGUGUUGGUGGCGUCUCCUCAGGACCGAUACGUUCCGUUCCACUCAGCCAGGAUAGAGAUGUGCACGACUGCCCUGAAAGACAGGACCACAGGGCCCGUUUACACCGAGAUGAUCAACAACCUCCUGCAGCCAGUGGUGGAGGCCAAGGAGUGCCGUCUGAUCCGGCAGAACGUGUUCCACGCCCUGCCAAACACGGCCAACACCCUGAUCGGCCGCGCUGCCCACAUCGCCGUCCUGGACUCUGAGCUCUUCCUGGAGAAAUUCUUCCUGGUGGCGGGGCUCGACUACUUCAAGUAGAGGUAGUGGAACCACAGCUAACCAGAACCGAGUGGGAAGUCUACGUUUUCUCAUUACUCUGUACAGUUCAUGUUAGAAAUGUAAAAAAAAAAAAAGUCAGACCUGUAAUUCCUACCUUUUAGCCUCGUUAGCCGUCGUCCUGAAAGAAUUAGUGUUCCUGUUGGAAACUCAGAUGAGUGUGAUUUGUAGCUUACCCAACACGAAACAUCUGAGGGCGAUGAAGAGAGAAACGGAGGAUGUUUUGUCUGCCUUAUGAGUCCGCUCUCAGCCAGAAACACGGUGUUCCCCGCUUUCCCUUUAGACCUCAUUUAGAACAUUCUGCGUUUGCUGGUUGAUGAACUCUUUCGGUCAGAGUCACACCGAUGUUUUUCUUCACACCGUCUGUCGAACCAGUGCAAUAGAUGUGCUGUAUUUAACCCUAUGAUUGUACAUGGAGUAUAUUGUUGUACAGGAAACAGCUCUUCCUUUAUACAAAAGAGAUAUAUUGUUUAAAAUAAUUUAUUUUUACGUAUCUACGGUGUAAAUGUGAACUUCCGUGUCUUUGUGUGAACUCCACUGACAUUGUCCCAUGUGGGGAGAGGUGGAACAGGGUGUAGCUGAAAAUUGACUUCAUUCAUAUCCAUUUAGCUCAGUUGCCUAAAUAUUAAGCAAAAAGUGAAUUAUUUUAUAUUUCUAAAGGCUUUUGCAUUUUCUAAUCAGCAAAUUGAUCAAAACCCACACCAGCCAACAAAGCUACUGACAACACUAAUAACAAAGUGCUAGCAACCUUUCUCAAAGUCACAUGUAUAAAUAGCUGUCCAUUUAAAAAUGUUUAAAACAAAGUAAGGAGUAAAAUAAAACUAAAUCUAAUAUCAAAGUUUCCAGGUUUAGCUGGAUGAUGACGUUCUUGCUUAACGACAUGAUCAUCUAGUGAUGUUGUUACACUCAACAUUUUAGAAACGAAAAGAACCGAAACGAAACACAAACAAAAGAACCUGAACUUGAUCUGUUUUUGGAUAAACUCUGAGUUGUUUUUUUUUUGCACUUCCUCAAAGUAAGUGAAGCAUCCAGUAAAUGCAGGGAUUUCAUUUUUCUCCACUCUGAAGCAGGAUGUUUCUGAAUCUAUCCAGAGAUGAAAGAAAGUCUGUUACAAUUCUUAAACACCUUCCAUAUUAAAUGACUUUGUCUUUCUAUAGCUCUGGUCUGAUGACGACAACUUCAGACAGAUUAAUCUAAAUGCAGGUGGUGAAAAUAAUUCAGGAUGAUAAUUCAUCAUGAGGAUAUGCCUGUAGUUGGAUUAAUCAGGAUUUAUAGAUAUGUAUAGCUGAGUAUCAUCAGCUUAGCAGUGAUACUUUUACCAUGUGGAUUAUUUAUAUGUGCAAGUGAUCCAAACUCUAAACUCUGUGGUACUCCAUCCUGGUGCAUGUGGUCGGUGUUUGUCAUCGACAUGAGCAAACUGAAGUCUAUAACACAGAUUGAACGCAUCCAUCAGAUUACUUCCAGAAUUCUGGAUGAGAAGAAAGAUAUUAGAUGUAGGUAGGUAACACAUGAAGGAGUAUUAAACCUGAACAGAUUCAUUCCAAAGGUAUUUUAGAGCUACAUUAAAUUCUGUUACUGUACAACUCCAACAACAGGUGUUGACCUGAUAAGUUUGACUUUUAGGCUGUUUUGAAAGCGUAACAUUUUGCAAUAAAUGUUCCCUCUGUGUUUAUAUUAAGCAAUGAAUAUGCUUGUAAAAACAAACGGGCUUUCAGAUUCUACCCUGCAGCUUUGGGUUCAGCUUGUAACUCUUGCUUUUUGUACAGAAACCUACACCAACAACAGAACAACAACAGAAGAGUCCCUGUAGUCAAAGGCAAGAAGUCUAGAAACAGUUUCUACAAAGAAGGCUGGGUACAACCCAAGUGUCCCGACGUACCAUUAGAGUCCGAUGCUACGCUAAUGGUAGCCCAGAAAGUAUUUUCAUGUCUCAUAAAAUUCUAAAUGAUUGCAUUUUUCCGAUCAGCCAAUAUGUGAUCUUUAGCUAGAUUCAAUGACAACAUAUUAGGGUCACUGUAGAUACAAAAAAACAGAAAUUUGGAAGUGAAUUUGAGACAUUUUCUAGAAAAAAAAAAAAAAUUGGAUAUUCAAAAGCCUAAAACUUUAUAUGUUUGGAAAUGUUUGACUUUUUAAACUCAGAAAUGUCCUUUUUUUCAAAAAAAUAAGAAUAAUAAAUUUCUUUUGGAAAUAUACUCCCCCCCCUCAUCCACAUCGGCCCUAAUAUGGCACCAUAAGAUUCACUAUGACCAACAUGCUGACGGCUUCACUUAAAAACCAAAAAUCUGAAAAACUUUUGAAAGUUUUUCGGUUUGGUUCUGAAAUACUUUGAUCAAAACUAUGCUGCUUUGUGCAUUUACUCUUCCAGUAUUUAUCUAAAUGAUUUGGUCCAUCUGGUAGCUACUGAGGCUCAGUCAGACAGUUGAGCUGAUUAUUUAGUCCAAUUAUUUGCAGAAGCGUGACGACCCCAAGCCAUGAGAUCAACCUAUUGUGAAGGAUUUCUAUUAGUUAUGAGACAAACAGGCAGGAAACAGGCUCACUAGUAUAAUCAUGCUUAUAUAAUGAGAAAAAGAAACAUGACUAAUUACCACAACAUUGUGGUCUAAUAGCCAUCAUUUUCCUAAUGAGCCAUUUUUUAAUGUCUCGAUCAAAAUCCUCCGUUGACGUCCACAGAUCUUUAAUAAGGGUAGAUUACUAUUUCAGUGCUUUCAUUUUUCAGGAAAUUUAAAUGAUUUUGAAUGAACUGUCACGAUUUACUUAUAUUGUUUUCAAAAUCAUCAUGAUGCAUAUCAAAAUGUCAUCGGCAUAAUGAGAGAUAUUUUGUACAUUUCUUUGCGACAUGCACACUGCAUGAUGCAGUUUUCAAGCAGGUUUUGUGAAAACUCCCGUCUAUCAACAUGUCCAUCGUGUUGCGUUUACAUUUUCUGAAACUGGAAACGUUUCCUUAGGCAUUUCAUAUCCAGCAGCGCUGCGUGACACGGAUCUGCUGCGUAAUGUAUUUCUGUACAUACAGAGAGCUAUAUUUUAACCUUUGCACUGGUUUGUUGGCAAGUGCACUUUAUUGACAACCUUGAAUCAACCUCUACUAGCUUUAAAAAAAAAAAAAAUAGAAAGCUUUUUGUGUGUGUGGUUACUGUUGGAAAAUUGCAUUUGCUUCUUUUGGUCUGAAGGUCGUGUCAUGUGCUUAUUGUGAGAGGUAAAGUCUGGUCUCAUCUGUUCAGCCAUCGUCUUGCUAUCAAAACGUCGGCUGUCUUGCAGAACAACUGAUAACUUGACAAAGUUUUUUUUUUUUUUGUUGGGUUUAGCUGUUACACUGUAAGCAGUGACAGAUAUUAGCUGUGUCUCCAUUACAAAUUGUCUAUAUUCUGCUAAUGUCGAAAAAAUACAAUUCCGCAAUUGGCGCUUCCAUUAAAUAACAAAUGAAAUCAAAAUCACACGUGUUCACGUGACAAGUUUUCAAAAGUCAUGGCUGCGACAGACAUAAACAUUUACAUGAGAUGUAUUCAUAAUUCAGCGCUCGUCACCGAUCAGCCAAUCAGAGGAGGCGAAUUAUUCAGGCGUUGGAGCCACAAACCCUGCCUACUUGGGAGAGGGUACGUAUGAGGCGUUUUGGGGAAAUUGUAGUCGGCAUGUUGCAGAAUGAGACGGAUGUCUGAAAAGAACAAAAAUUAAGCAUCAUCCUCGUUCUCCGUCCUGUCAUUAUCUUUAUAACAUCUGGUUGUUGAUCACGUGACUCGUGUGAUCCGAAAAAGUUUGAUACAACAGAAAAAAAAAAAAAACCACCUCAUCUUAGCGCAAAAACUUAUUGAGGAACACAAGUUUUUCUGAAUUGGUAUAUUUCUAUUAAGCAAAUUUAUUUUUGUAAUUCCAAUAUGAUAAUACGAUUUUACGGUUAAUGGAAACGCAGCUGGUGACUCCAGUCACAUGGCCGUAGUUUUGAAAGGUCUUCACAACGCAAAGCUGCCAUGCGUCAUUCUGCUACUCACACACACUUUCUCUGGAUGAGGCUCUAACCUGGGUGUGUUACAGGUCACUAAGAGUAAAUCCAGAGAAAAAAAAGGGUUGGGUGUGCCCUUCAAAGUUAGGUACAAAACAGUUUCCUGCUCUGUUGGAAGGCUGAACUGUCGCAAGAAUUACGAGAUGACAUUUAGAUAGUUUUGAAGUCCAAUCAGUCAGUGGAAAUCAGUGUUUGUCACGUACAGCUCAGUAAUGGUGCAUUUUGAGGUGUUCCCCAAACCCAGAUCAUCCUUUUUAGUUUCUCUGUCAACCUUCAGAACUAUGUGACUUGAACCUCUCUGUAUUCAGUCGCCCUUUACUGGAGUGCGUGAAUUAUUUAUGUGACAGAAGUGUUCUCUGCUCUGUUGCUCGGCUACCUUUCCUGUGUUUGAACUGAAUGUAAAAAAGUUUGAAGUCACUGUGAGGAACUUCCAUUGAUUUCGUCUUAUUUACAUACAUGUAUAGUACCUUAACUAGUACUACAUCUGUGCCAAUAUUACUGAAAUAUUUUUAUAUGUUGCUGACCAUACUGUAUGUACUCUGAAGUAGCUUGUGUUCUAUGUAACAAAUUAAAAAUACUAUAUAUAUGUAUAUAUAUAUCAUAGUACUAUCCAAUGAAGUUAGAAAUAAAAAGUAUUCCUUUUGCAUUCCGUUUA